Molecule: messenger RNA, 3783 nt
Organism: Colletotrichum abscissum
Lineage: Eukaryota; Fungi; Ascomycota; Sordariomycetes; Glomerellales; Glomerellaceae
Exons: 4
Coding region: 1-3783 (1260 amino acids)
Biological process (GO): nuclear pore organization; protein import into nucleus
Cellular component (GO): nuclear pore transmembrane ring
Molecular function (GO): structural constituent of nuclear pore
Source: RefSeq, a predicted model, not a curated record
AUGAGCGCAACACCGAGACAGCGGACUGGUGGCUUUCCACAAACACCAGCCCGACGACAGGAUCCCGACCCGAACUCCUCCGUUUCCUCCCAGAAGAGCAGUCAUCGCACAUCUUCGCUUCCUCAAGCCCCCGAGAGCGCGACUCGAAAUGGCCCUGCGACCGAGCCCGUCAUUCCUUUAACCAUCCUCGAUGCUCCGCAACAACGCUUCUAUGCCUUUGCCAUUUACGUCGGGCUGCUGGCAUGGCGAUUCUACGACUGGAUCAAGCUUGUGGAGGAUAAUGAUACAUCGGCAUGGCUAUUUCUGAAAUGGGUCUUUAUCGACUUUGGCUUUCUUUUUGGCCUCCCGGAGAUGAGGAUACCAUGGCUGGAGUUGUCGCAGCCUGUAGUCACGGCAAUCUUCCUCAUCCACGCCUUCUUCAACUUCAUGUUGAUGUUCAACAUUCCGCUCCCCUUGCAACCAUGGCUCAUUGGCUUCCUCAAGGUCUUCUACGACCGAGAGCUGGCUGUCUCUGAGAACACUGUCAAGGUUUCAAGCAUCCUGCAUAAUCAUUCCUUGAUCAUGGGCAGGCAGAUCAUCAACAUUUUGCCAGAAGGUUCUGCGGUACUCAACUUCGAGCAAACUCCCUUCUGCAUCGGCGAAGGGCGUGAAACUAUUCGACUACCCAUACAGUUCAACUCUACGGUGCCUGCUGAGAUGGAGCUCAUCCGCAUCGACCUUGAUACCAAUCUGGAAGAAACGAUCAAGCUGUCCACUAGGGAGGUUCGCAAAAUCGCAAAGCAGAUCAAGGACCAAACGGCGGAAUCAAACCCACUGGCUCACUCGAUCGAGUACCCAGUCAAGAAGACUGGUGUGUACCGCCUGGGCAAGGUUCUGGAUGAAUACAAGCUUGAGGUCCAACGCACAACGAGGGACACCUAUGUAGUGCCGUGCCCGAAGGCAGGUUUCCGGACGCCCGAUAAAGAGGACCGGUGCAUCAGGGACUUGUCCAACUUGCUUGUUGACGUCACCGGAACGCCGCCCCUGAAAAUUGUCUACAGUCGGACAGGAAAAGACAACGAUCGCAGCUUUCAUUUCCAGAGCUUGCAGCCUGAAGAUUAUACCUCGCCUUUACUUGGUACCCCAUCUUCUUCAUUGACUCAAAUUGGUGACGAAGAUAUCUCCUGGGUCAAGCCCCAUACGGUGGCCGUGCGCAUCAACGAGACGCUGGAUAGCCCAGGGCAGUGGCAGUACGCCGUGGACGAGGUUACGGAUGGCUUCGGCAACGUUCAGAAGUACGCUCCGUCUGUCGAAGAUGCGGAAGUGCGUCCCCGGCCUAAGCAUCUGGCACGCAACUUCUUCGUCAAGGAGCGGCCCAGAGCUCGCUUGCAGGAUUGUGACCUACGCAGACCGGUCAAGGUUGCCAAGGGCCAGAAGGCAAGACUUCCAGUCAGUUUCUCGAUAGCCGGGAAGAACCCGGAUACUUCGCAUACGUUGACUUGGGAGUUCUCACCCAUCGACUCUUUGACCAACAGCGGAGACCACGGCGAUCAGGUUUCCUUGGGUUCUUUUACCGCAGCCAACUCCCACGACAAGCCAUAUGUUUCGGAGCCUGGUCUCUACACACUCAAAUCUGUUUCUAGUGGCUCGUGCGAAGGCGAAGUGCAGGAGCCGUCAUCUUGCCUGUUGCUCAACCCACUCGAACCCCAGCUUGCUCUCCGUUCCGAAGAGAUCCCCGACAAAUGCGCAGGUAACUCAGUGGGACUCCGAGUUGACCUGGACUUCAUCGGAACGCCACCAUUCGUGGUUCGAUACGACGUCGUCGACGAGCAGGGCAAGACCCGACACGAGCGGGUAGAAGCAAAGGGUCUCAGACAACAAGUCGAACUGAGACCCACUGCAGCUGGUCAUCACAAGUACAUCUUCAAGCAGAUUGAUGAUGCUAUCUAUAAGGGUCAGCCUCUCAGCCCCGAAAUGACGUUGGAAACGGACGUGAAGCCAGCCGCGUCUGCACACAUUUCGCACCCGACCGGACUCAAGAGCGCUUGUCUCGAACAGGAAGUUGAAGUCGACAUCCUCCUUCUCGGUGACGCCCCGUUUACGCUCGAAUGGGAGCUGGUGCACGAUGGAAAACGUAAAUCUGAGCGUGUCACCGACAUCGAGGGGUCAUCGUACAAGAUUAAGACUAAGCCUCUUGCGAAGGGCGGAGAGUACACACUCGCUCUCAACAGCGUCCAGGAUAAGUCUGGCUGUCGCACGUUCCUGAAGGAUGAGCUCAAGAUCUCGGUUAGGCGCCAGCGGCCCCGCGCAGCAUUUGGCUUGCUCGAGAACAAGCGCAUCACCAAGGUUAUCGAACACGCCGAUGUCAAGCUGCCUUUGCGACUUCAGGGCGAAGGACCUUGGACUGUUUCUUACCGCAAUGUUGAUGGAAGUGAUGAGAUCUACGAAAAGACGUUGAGGAACGGCAACGAUGUCCUUCCUGUCAGGUCCCGAGGCACGUACGAGAUCGUCAACGUGAAAGACAACCAGUGUCCUGGUGUUGUGGACCCUCAGGCUUCCAAGUUCGAGGUCGACUGGUACCCUCGCCCAGAGAUCACCGUGGUACCGUCUGACACAAUCACGUUGGGUCAGGGUAAAUACGUCAAACGUGAUGUUUGUGAGGGGGAUAUCGACGCUUUUGAGGUCAACCUGAAGGGCUCGGCUCCAUUCCAUGUUGAUUACAAUAUUCAGCACAAACCUCCCCAGGGCUAUGCCUCGACCAACAAGAGGGAUUUCGACACGUCUCUCAACAAAGCGUCCAUUCCUAUGGAUACCUCCAAAUCUGGAGAGUACACGUACCAGUUCUCCGCCCUCGCAGAUAAUCUCUACAACAGCGAGAAGAACUCUCGGUCACUCGUCAUCGACCAAAGGGUCAACGCCAAGCCAUCUGCUGCCUUCGUCAAGCCCGGUCAAUCGUUCAAGUACUGCAAGACCGAGCAAGACAAGGAAGACACCAUUCCUAUCACCCUGAACGGUGUUGCUCCAUUCUACAUUGAGAUCGAAAUCAAGCAUCACAGUGGCACCGUCCCCGAAACAUAUAGAAUUCCUUCGAUCCAAGGUAACACGUACGGCAUUCACAUUCCCAGGCAGCAUUUACGUCUUGGAAUUCAGCAUGUCCGCAUCCGCGAGGUUAGAGACGCUCGCGGAUGCCAAAAGAAGUACGAGAUCGGUGCGCCAUCUGUGCAAGUUCAUCUCCAUGACGCUCCCGCUAUCUACCCUCUGGAGAGCCGAGGAGACUACUGCGUCGGUGAACGCAUUGCUUAUACGCUUUCCGGCACGCCUCCUUUUGAGAUUUGGUACGAUUUCCAGGGCCAGCAACGCAAGGCUAAGUCUAGCACAACCAACUUCCGUCGUAUCGCCGAGUCACCUGGCGAAUUUACCAUCACCUCUAUCUCUGAUAAGGCCUCGGAGUGCCGCGCCUCUGUCGACAUUACCAAGACUAUUCACCCUCUGCCCGCUGUCAAGAUCAGCAGGGGCCGACAGACUCGGGUGGAUAUCCAUGAAGGCAACGAAGUGGAGAUCCUCUUUGAGUUCUGGGGCACUCCGCCGUACGAAUUCACAUACACUCGCAGCUCCAAUGCCCGUAAGGGCCAGAAGAGCGUGGUCCUCGAGACACGCCAUGACGUCUCUUACGAAAGCAGCAAGAUCAUCCGCGCGAGCCAAGAAGGUACAUACGAGGUGGUCGCGAUCAAGGACAAGUUCUGCGCCUUCUCUACCCAGCAGGUUGCCGACAGCGGCAAAGAGCAAAAGCUGCUCAAAUACUAG